GAAAUCAGAGAGCACACACAGGAAGGAAAGGAAGACUGCUUCACACUAUUUCUCUCUCUCAGGUAGACAGAUAGACGAGUGAAUGAGAGACAGACACAGGGACAGUGAGCUGCAAGGGAAGAGUGAGAUAUAGUAAGGAAGAGACACAGACAGACAGAGGGAGAGAGGGAGGGAGAGAGAGAGAGGGAGGGAGACAGGUGAGUCUGUCUCUCUCUCUCGGCCAGAGCGAUUGUCACACUGGCCUCUGGAACAGCGAUGGCCUUCACCUUCGCCGCCUUCUGCUACAUGCUCACACUCGUCCUGUGUGCUGCACUUAUCUUCUUUGUCAUCUGGCAGAUCAUUGCAUUUGAUGAACUGAGAACCGACUUUAAAAACCCCAUCGACCAGAGCAACCCGACCAGAGCGAGAGAGAGAAUCCUGAACAUCGAGAGAAUCUGCAACUUACUCAGGAAGUUGGUGGUUCCUGAAUAUUCUAUCCAUGGUUUGUUCUGUCUGAUGUUCCUGUGUGCUGGUGAGUGGGUCACACUUGGUCUCAACAUCCCACUGCUCUUCUACCAUAUGUGGAGGUUUUUCCACCGGCCGGCUGAUGGCUCUGAGGUGAUGUACGACCCCGUCAGUGUGAUGAACGCAGAUAUUCUUAAUUACUGCCAAAAAGAGUCGUGGUGCAAACUGGGUUUCUACCUGCUCUCCUUCUUCUACUACCUGUACAGCAUGGUUUACGCUCUGGUCAGCUUCUGAUCAACGAACAGACAAAAGGAGGAAGAAAAAAAAAAGAAAGAAAGAAUGCGUGAUGUUCUGUCCUCCUCCUCCUCAGCCAACAACAGAAAUGAGACCCACUGAGAUGCUGGGAGAGAGAGACAGACAGACAGAGAGAGAGACAGGGAGAAAGACACGGAGAAGCUCGAGCAGCAGUGAUGUUUCAUUAUUGAGUUUUAUUUCUUUAAGGGCUGCUGAACAUUUCUGCUGCUCGGAGCAACACGGCGAAUCACCUCCACUGCGAUGAGAUGUGAUCAUCACUGAUGAUCAUCUUCUGAUCUACAGACUCCAGAUUCGAUGCCAUAUAAUAUCCUUUUUCAUUUGCGAAAAAGACUUUUGUGUAAAUGACCUCCGUUUAGUUCUAAAGUGUUAGAUUAGCGCUGAAGCUUUCACUGUUUUAGUCCAGUGGUAGAUUCUAUUUACUUUAAUAAUAUAUCCAUUUUAUUCUCAAAUUCAGUUGUUGUAUCUUAAUCCAGGGUAGAAACUACUCGUGUCCUUACACUAAGACAAACUGCACAAACUUUAUAUUUAUACGACUGAACAGCGACGGCGAUGUUUACACUGAGCAACCAAUGAAACGAGAACAUUAUCCAGGCCGGGAAAACUGUUCAGACCAUCUGUGGGACUUUUAAGGAGAGACUGGAAUCAUUUUGAGAAUCGGUGUAAAUAAAUACACACCCGCACACACACACACACACACACACAUACACACACACACACACAAUGUUGUCAGCCUUACAGAGAAAAGCCAACGCCUCCGUAUCACUGUGGAGACGCAGCAGGUCCCCUGAGACAGAAUAAGUCCAUUUCUUCCUGGACUGAGAUGGAACGGGAUACAUGGAAGCAGACUGAGAGAUGGAUUUAAACAGCGACAGAGUGGAAGAGUGACAAAGUGAGAAAAAGUGAACGUUAGACUAAGACAUACCAGGACACUUGGAGUGGGACAUAGGGAGAUAAACCAAGAGACUGAUACAGAAGGAGUGAGACAGGCUGAAUUGGACUGUGAUGACAGAAGGAGUGAGACAGGCUGAGACAUAGUGAAACAGACUGAGGUUGAGUGAGACAGGCUGAGACACAGUGACAGUCCGAUAUUGAGUGAGAAAGGCUGAGGUUGAGUGAGACAGGCUAAGACACAGUGAGAAAGGCUGAGACACAGUGAGACAGGCUGAAAUGGACUGCAAUGAUGGAGGGAGUGAGACAGGCUGAGACAUAGUGAGACAGGCUGAGGUUGAGUGAGACAGGCUGAGACACAGUGAGACAGGCUGAGAUGGACUGUGAUGACGGAGGGAGUGAGACAGGCUGAGACAUAGUGAAACAGACUGAGGUUGAGUGAGACAGGCUAAGACACAGUGAGAAAGGCUGAGGUUGAGUGAGACAGGCUGAGUGAGGUUGAGUGAGAAAGACACAGUGAGACAAGGCUGAAAUGGACUGCAAUGAUGGAGGGAGUGAGACAGGCUGAGACAUAGUGAGACAGGCACAGACUGAGUGAGACAAGCUGAGACACAUUGAGACAGUCUGAUAUUGAGUGAGACAGGCUGAGACACAGUGAGACAGGCUGAGGUUGAGUUAGACAGGCUGAGACACAGUGAGACAGGCUGAGACACAGUGAGACAGGCUGAGACACAGUGAGACAGGCUGAGAUACAGUGAAACAGGCUGAGAUACAGUGAAACAGGCUGAGAUGGACUGUGAUGGCUGAAGGAAGGAGAUAGUGUGAGAGAGUGAGACAGGUUGAGAGGGAGUGAGACAGAGUGAGACAGAUGCUGCUGAAGGUCAUUUAGUUGAAUGGAAUAAUGAGCAAUUCCCAAACACUAGAGUUCAUUCCUGCUCUGGAGUCAUGUCCCUGAGCUCUGAGCCAAACACACAAACACAAAGUCUUACAGGAACACCAGACACAGGGCAGGUAACUAGCUACAGGCUAACGAUACUCAACCUGAUAACUCUUUUUUAAUUAACUGGCUAGCAGGACUAGCUAAUCAUGUGAUCCCUUCUAAAUACGGUGUUCUCUUUACUAGUGACUCAUCUUUUUUUAUGCCGGUUCUCAACACUGUCCCAAACCUCAGUUUGUAAUGAAUACAUGUUCUAACAAAAAACACAUUCUAAUAAAGACCUGCUCUAAUAAACAUCUUUAGUGAGUACUGCAGUUAGAAUGGGUUCUAAUGAGAACGUUUUACCACACGGUGACGUUUGGGACGCGGACAAUUCACAUGGUUAUUGUGAUGAUAAUGUAGGGAUGAUGUCAGAGCCGCUGAUGACACUGUUACAGAUGAUGAUGAUGAUGAAGAUGAUGAUGUCAUUGUGUUACUUUGCUCAUUUUUUACAUUUCUGUAUUUGAACUUCUUAGUUGUGUGAACAGGACUUUGUGGAAAUAACACAGGACAUUAUUGUGCUAAAAGUGGCAUCACCACACACACACACACACACACACACACACACACACACACACGUGUAUGUGUGACUUGAGUUGGACAUUUUGUCCUCUUUAUGUCCCUUGACAAUCGAACACUGAGGAAACAAAGAUGAAAGACUUUAGGAUCGUUAUGACAUCAUCACUGACUGUCUUACAGCACCGUUCACGACACGUGGGAAUUACGGUAAAGACGAGUUUCUGACUCGCAUCUCAACAGAACUUAUACAGAAAUAGAAUUUUCUGGAAUCUGGAAUCUCGUCACUGCUAAAAACAGCGUCAGGGUUAAACUCACACAUUCCCAUCAUCCUCAGCUGAUGACCUCAUCGUCCAUAGUGUAGUGCACUUUAGCUUUUUAGCGUGUAGCAAAAUAUAUAUAUAUAUAUUAAACCAUCACCGUGGUCAGUUUGUGUCUUUGGUGUUGGGUGUGUUUCCAUGGAAACACUGAUUUUCCCAGCUGGAGGAGAUGAAGUGCUCGGAGUGUCGUGUUUGCUGUAAUUCCACACGACGUGAACGUGAACGUGAGCGUGCUGUAACGUGAACACGGUGUAUUUAGGAAUUAUAAUUGUCUUUUUUACUCACUCUGUAUCUCUCAUCAGUGUGAAACUUAAAGCAAUUCUUCAUAUUCAAUAAAAC
This is a messenger RNA of Ictalurus punctatus (channel catfish), 3798 nucleotides long. It is a transcript of the gene cnih2, whose product is annotated as cornichon family AMPA receptor auxiliary protein 2. The transcript is spliced from 6 exons. Bases 256 to 738 code for a protein of 160 amino acids. Gene Ontology annotation, biological process: vesicle-mediated transport; regulation of AMPA receptor activity. Gene Ontology annotation, cellular component: synapse; dendrite. The record is from RefSeq and is a predicted model, not a curated record. NCBI's taxonomy places the organism in Eukaryota, Metazoa, Chordata, Actinopteri, Siluriformes, Ictaluridae.